Messenger RNA from Nematolebias whitei (Rio pearlfish), 2074 nucleotides. RefSeq names its product neurexin-1a. Lineage: Eukaryota; Metazoa; Chordata; Actinopteri; Cyprinodontiformes; Rivulidae. The record is from RefSeq and is a predicted model, not a curated record.
AUGGUUGUACAAAAGCUACACAGCAGCCAUUUCAUUUUGGUUGGCCUUCUCAUGUGCUGCUUUGUGGAAAUAGGCACCUGUUUGGAGUUUACAGGUGCUGAGGGGCAGUGGGCAAGGUUCUCAGUUUGGAAUGCAUGUUGUGAAAGUGAAAUGAGCUUCAACAUGAAAACAAAAAGUUCCCAAGGGCUGCUGGUUUACUUCGACGAUGAGGGGUUUUGCGACUUUUUAGAACUUCUCAUACUGAACGGCAAGCUCAGCCUCCGCUUCUCCAUCUUCUGUGCCGAUCCGGCGACCGUCGUGUCGGACACGGCGGUCAACGACAGCCAGUGGCACACGGUCACAAUAAGGAGAAACUUUAAGAACACAACCCUUACAGUGGACAAUGAGAUAAAGUGGGUGGAGGUGAAGUCAAAGAGACGAGACAUGACUGUCUUCAGCCCGUUGUUUGUGGGUGGAAUACCACUGGAGUUAAGGUCCGUGCCGCUGCGCCUGACAUCAGCUGCAGUCAAGGAUCAGCUGUCUUUCACCGGAUGGAUAACCGAUAUAAAAGUCAACAACACAGAGUCUGAAAUGAUCAACAGUGAGGGGGUCCGAGUGGACAUCUGCGGGAGAGCCAACACGUGCUUAAAUGGAGGAAUCUGCACUUUAAUUAACAACAAACCAACAUGCGACUGCUCACACACAGGCUUCCAAGGGCAGGACUGCAGUGAAGAAGACAACAACACUGAAGGUCUGGCACACCUGAUGAUGGGCGACCAAGGAAAAGAAGAGUACGUUGCAACCUUCAAAGGAUCCGAGUUCUUCUGCUACGACUUGUCCUUGAACCCAAUUCAAAGCAGCAGUGAUGAAAUCACAUUGUCUUUUAAAACCCUUCAGAGGAAUGGACUAAUGCUGCACACGGGCAAAUCUGCCGAUUACGUCAACCUGGCUCUGAAAAAUGGGGCUGUGUCACUCGUCAUUAAUUUGGGGUCUGGCGCCUUUGAAGCUCUUGUGGAGCCGGUCAAUGGGAAAUUUAAUGACAAUGAUUGGCAUGAUGUCAAAGUAACAAGGAAUCUACGUCAGCACUCAGGCAUUGGACACGCUAUGGUAACGAUAUCUGUGGAUGGGAUCCUGACCACCACUGGAUAUACGCAGGAAGACUACACCAUGCUAGGCUCAGAUGACUUUUUCUAUGUUGGAGGGAGCCCUAGCACUGCUGACCUGCCUGGAUCUCCCGUUAGCAACAACUUCAUGGGUUGCCUCAAGGAGGUUGUUUAUAAGAACAACGACGUGAGACUCGAGUUGUCCAGACUGGCAAAGUUGGGUGAUCCUAAGAUGAAGAUCCAUGGCACUGUUGCCUUUAAGUGUGAAAAUGUAGCAACUCUGGAUCCCAUUACAUUUGAGACACCUGAAUCUUUUAUAAUUCUCAACAAAUGGAACGCUAAGAAGACAGGCUCCAUCUCAUUUGACUUCCGCACCACUGAGCCCAAUGGCCUUCUCCUUUUCAGCCAUGGCAAGCCCAAACAACACCCAAAGGAUUCCAAGACGCCACAAACUCUUAAGGUGGACUUCUUUGCCAUUGAAAUGCUGGACGGACAUCUGUAUCUGCUGCUAGAUAUGGGCUCAGGAACUACAAAAACCAGAGCCGUCAAUAAGAAGGUCAAUGAUGGUGAAUGGUACCAUGUGGACUUCCAGCGAGAUGGAAGAUCAGGUACCAUCUCCAUCAAUACCCUUCGUACUGCUUAUACAGCCCCUGGAGAAAGUGAGAUCCUGGACUUGGAUGACAAUCUCUACCUUGGGGGUCUGCCAGAGAACAAAAUGGGGCUGGUGUUCCCUACUGAGGUGUGGACAGCACUGCUCAACUAUGGCUAUGUGGGCUGCAUCCGAGAUUUAUUUAUUGAUGGACAGAGUAAGGAUGUCCGGCGGCUGGCAGAGGUCCAGAAGGCUGCUGGGGUCAAACCCUCGUGUUCUAAAGAGCCUCCUAAACAGUGUUUGAGCAACCCUUGUCAAAACAAUGGGAUCUGUCGAGAGGGUUGGAAUCGUUACGUGUGCGACUGCUCUGGGACUGGAUACCUUGGACGUUCCUGUGAAAGAG